Molecule: messenger RNA, 1764 nt
Organism: Mustela erminea (ermine)
Lineage: Eukaryota; Metazoa; Chordata; Mammalia; Carnivora; Mustelidae
Product: basic proline-rich protein-like
Exons: 3
Coding region: 1-1764 (587 amino acids)
Source: RefSeq, a predicted model, not a curated record
AUGCCCACGCAGGCCCGCCCGCGGCAGCAGAGGGCAGGAGAGCCCGUAAAGCGCCGCACCACACCUGAAUUCGCUGGUCGCGCUGGCAAGACCAGGACCAAGGGGGUGCCUAGAACACAGCCGGCCCCGCGUCUGGCAGCGGCCUCGGGCCGGCGCAUCGGGGAUACUCCCGAGACGCCCGCGCUGCUGUUCCAGGCAGCGGCACCGUGGGCUGGUCCUACGGGGAUGCCCGCACCUACACCAGCCCCGGAUUCCAACGAAGGAGCCGGGACGUCCUGGCGAGCCCCGGCCGCACCUGUCCCCAGGACCGCCCAGGCGUUUCAGGUCGCCGCCGCAGCCAGGGGGCUUAGCACACGGGGCGGGCGGGGGGGGGUGCGGCGAGCAUCUGCCCGGUGCACCUCGGAGCCCUGUGAAGGUCGCGGGCCUCAGCGCCUUGAGCCGCACGGCCGCGGCACCUCCCGGCAGCGGGUCUCAGCCGGGCCCCGCGGCUCUGCAGGCGGCCGCACGUGCGUCCGGGCCGGGCCCCGACAGCCCCCCCAGCAGCAAGCCCCGUCGGGCGCUGCGGGUCCCCGGAGCUCGGAACCGGCCCCGGCGCGGGCGCACCAGGCUCGCGUCUCCCUCCUUCCGCGGCAGAGGACGCGGGUGGCGGCGCCCGCGGCCGACGGAGGACUCCGGCGCCGUCUUGAGCGGAACUCGCGGGCGACCCUGACCCCGGGGCCCACCUCAAGCUCCUCGCUGAGGAGCCAGAUUCGCAGCCCGACACCUGGCCCCGAGCUGCGGCGUCGCACCGGCCCUGCGCGGCGGCGAAGAGGGGCCCGAAGGCCUCGGUCCGUCCGCGGAGACGCGCGUGGGGCCGCCAAGUCUGCACGUGGCCCCGCACCGGCGGCCCCACCUCGGGGACGCGGAGGCCCAGGAGGAGGCCGGCCGGGAGCGCGGCGCAGGGGGACGCGGCCGCGAGGCCGGGGGCAGCGGACGGACAGCACCGGCGGGGUCCGGCGCCCACCGCCCGGGACGCAGAGGGGCCACGGGGGCGCGCCGCCCCGGGACGCCGCACGCCGGGCCGUCCACCCCGAGACGACCGGCUGCGACACAAUGGGGCCGGCGUGCGCCCCGCGCCCCCACCCCGAGGCCGAGCCGCCCUCCGACCGCCUCCCCGCCCCCAGCACCGAGCGUCCCGCGACGUGCCCCGCCGGGCGGCCGCGCACUCGCAUCCGCUUCCGGACCGCCGCCCCCCGCGGCCUCCCGACGCCGGCAGGCGCGGCCCGCGGCGGCACCGGAGCUCCGGGGGGGCUCUCCGGCCACGCCCGCGACCUGGGAAGCGGAGCCUCGGCGUCUACGCCGGCCGGACCCCGAACUCGGCGGGAGGAGCCGUUUCCCUCCCCCGCGGCCCCGCCUCCCGCCUCCCGGGCCUCGGGGCCGCCGGGAGCGGGCAGCCCCCCGCGCGCCCCUGCCCCCGCCGGGCCUCUCCUCCGCGCCCUCCGCCCGCCCCGGGCCGCCGCCAUCUUCUCUCCUCGGCGGGAGCGCAGCGCGGACUCGCGCGGCCGCCGCGGCUCUCGGCCGGCCGGGCCCCCGCCCCGCGGCCGCCGCCCCCCGCCCGCCCCCGAGGGCGGCCCCCCGGCGGCCGCCCCCUCCCCUGCCCGGCGGCCGGGACGCCGCCACUCACCGCGGGUCGCAGGCCUCUGGAGUCCCGCAGCCAUUUCCUCGGAGCUCCGCGGAGUGGGCGGGCGGGCGGGGUCGGCGCCGGUCACCGAGACUCGGGGCUAG